AUGACUUUCGAGGAGGAAUUAAUAGCAAAAGUUCGUGCAAAUGAAGUGCUGUACAACGUAAAAAACGUUAACUAUAGAAGGAAAAACGACAAGGAACGGUUGUGGCAACAGAUCGCAUACGAGCUGCACUGCUCAGUGGAAGUUUGCAAACGUAGGUGGAAAAGUUUGCGGGACAAGUUCAUCAAGCUGAGUCGUAUCGAACAGUCCGCCCGAGGGACAUCCGACGAGGAACAACCGAAGAAGUGGCGAUACUACGACAGCUUGACGUUUCUGCAAGGAUACAACAAAGCUUCGGUGUCCACAACAUCAACCUUUCUGGAGGGAAUGUUCAUGGGCGACGAACGGUACGUGGACAUCAAGUGUGAGCAUCCCGGCUCCCGGCAGCAGCACCAGCACCAGCACCAGCAACAGCAGUACGUGCGCAACGAUACGACGGUAGCGGUGGCAGUUGAGUGCAGUUCCGGUAUUGUCAGCACCGACCGCUUUGCUGCGGACGGUCGCGGCGGAGCUACGGUUACACUAGACAUACCAAGCAGCACGGUAAGCGGCAGUAGCCGGAAACGCUCGUCUUUGGAUCUCAUCGAAUCGGAAUGUGUGAAAAUCAUCCGGACGGCGGCCGAAGCCAUCCAGCUAGAGGCCAGCUGCAAUAUUCGCAAAAGUAGCACCCAGCUUCUCUUCGAAGCCCUGGCGCUUCGCAUCGAUGAAGCUAAUUUGCCUGCCGCUCGCCUGAACGCACUCCAAACGGCUGUAACCAACUUGGUGUAUUCCAACUUAUGAACGCCAGCGGGCCGGCCUAACCCACACCCGUACCAUAUUGGCAAAAGUGGCCGGCUUUAGCUAAUUGUCCGCUGCUUGUAGUAAAUAACAGUCGGUACUGGCAAUAAUAGACGACAGGUAUCGGCGGAUCAUACAGUGAGUACUACCAUUCUCCUCGUGCUCUCUCUUUCUUUCAUGUGCUCAUGAAAAGUGAAUAGAAUCGUUGGUAAAAUAAUUGAAUAUAUAGUUACGUUAACAACACCAGAAAGAGAGAGAGAGAUAGAGAAAGUACGGUCCAUAACCAACCGUACUCGGGAUGCGCUGCGCGAAACAGUGCCGCAAGAUGUCGAAUAGGUAGGUCUCUAGGGUCAGAGCUCGUCAUAUAAAAUAAUGUAAACGUUACUUAUCGCGCCUGGUUAGAAUAGGAGAGUUUUCUUUUUAUGAUCAAAAUCAGUUUUGUCGCUUUCUGCACAUGGUAUGGUUUUGUUUAGGAAAAAAACGAAAGGUAGUGACAUUCUGCUGCGUCCGGUGGCGUAAAUUCGCCAAAUUGCUUAACCGCUCGUCU
Anopheles bellator is the source of this 1321-nucleotide messenger RNA. Its product is annotated as transcription factor Adf-1-like. Lineage: Eukaryota; Metazoa; Arthropoda; Insecta; Diptera; Culicidae. The transcript is spliced from 3 exons. The record is from RefSeq and is a predicted model, not a curated record. Gene Ontology annotation, cellular component: transcription regulator complex; nucleus. Gene Ontology annotation, biological process: regulation of transcription by RNA polymerase II. Bases 1 to 777 code for a protein of 258 amino acids.